This is a messenger RNA of Sipha flava (yellow sugarcane aphid), 1835 nucleotides long. RefSeq names its product protein SAND (gene Mon1). The transcript is spliced from 8 exons. The record is from RefSeq and is a predicted model, not a curated record. Bases 347 to 1756 code for a protein of 469 amino acids. NCBI's taxonomy places the organism in Eukaryota, Metazoa, Arthropoda, Insecta, Hemiptera, Aphididae. Gene Ontology annotation, biological process: protein targeting to vacuole; endosome to lysosome transport via multivesicular body sorting pathway.
GUCAGUUUGUCACUAACUCCCGUUAUCAUUCUGAAAUUGCAUCGCCGUUGUUCAUUGACGACUUGUUUUGUUUUUCGAAUUAUUUAAUUCGAAAAAAUUAUAGCUUCCACGUUCAUAAAUAUUUCCACGAUCAAAUCCCGGUGCUCUGUAGCUUACUUACUUCCGACUUACGGUUCAUUUUGAACAAGUAUCCACACUCGGCAGUGGUGUUACGAGUUUUAUUUGGAAAGUUUCUGAUAUUAUUUUCAAAUUUGUAUUUUACUUUACAAACUGAAUAUUUACUGCUUUGUCGAGUUAAACCUAACUUUGAUACUAAAAUGUAUCCGUAAGCCGUCGCUGUUAUUUGAUGAUUUCUUCUGAAGAGUAUUCAGAAAAUAUGGAGGAAGCCCAAGAAACUGACAUUAGCAUAUUGGUAUCUGAUGUAAAUAAUAUUGCAAUAGAAGAAUCAGAAGUUAAUAAAUCUAUUUCUGAAAAUAAACCUUUACCUAGCAGUUCAGAACAAUCAAAUUCAUAUGAAAAUUUAUUUGAUCAAUUAAAGGGGCACAAUAAGCAUAUAUUUGUUCUUAGUACAGCUGGUAAACCAAUAUACACACGGUUUGGAAAUGAAAAUCAGUUGGCUUCUCUUUUUGGUCUAAUGUUGGCAUUAAUGUCAGUGACUCAAGAUUCAAAUGAUACACUACAAUCAAUUUGUUGUGGUCGUACUCGAAUAGUAUUUGUGAACAAAGAUCCAAUCAUAUUAGUUGGUGUAUCUCAACGUUCUGAACCUUAUGAUCAAAUUAAAAAACAACUAAUAUAUGUGUAUAAUAAUAUAAUCAGUACGCUGACCCUAACUCAGUUAAAAAAAAUCUUUCUCAAUAGAACUAAUUUUGAUUUGCGGCGAUUAAUGAGCGGAUCUGAAAGACUCAUUGACAAGCUUAUAACUUUUACCGAAAAUGAUCCAGGGUUUUUAUUAGACUCCAUUAGUUGUCUUCAAAUGCCAUCUAAUAGCAGAGAUAAAAUAACACAAACUAUUUUAACAGAAUGCAGUAAAAUAAAAAAUUUAGUAUUUGGUUUAUUAAUUGCUCAAAAACACAUAAUUUCAAUUGUACGUAUGAAAAAAUAUUCUUUGCAAGUUUCUGAUAUUCAUUUAAUUUUGAAUCUUAUCAAUUCAACUGAAUCUUUUAAGACGGCAGAAAGUUGGACACCUAUAUGUUUACCUACAUUUGAUUCUAGUGGUUAUAUGCAUGCUCACAUCUCAUAUUUAGCUGAAGAUUGUCAAGCAUGUCUUGUUCUAUUGACUAUUGAUCAUGACCUUUUUUUUACUCUUUCUGAAGCAAAAAGAAAAAUUACUGAGAAAAUGCGUCGUAAUGAUUGUCUUCAAGCAAUUAAUGAUGCUAUUAUUCGUCAACCGUUAAGUUUAGCACGAGCCAAUAUCCUUGGAUUAAGGCAUCUUCUGUACAAGAUCAAAAACCGGUCUCAACAUUGGUGCCCCCCAUUUACAUUACCAUAUAAUACUGAUACACUGCAACAAAACCUUAUGUCAGUGUAUUGUUCAUUAAUUAGUCAAAUGAAUUUCCCUGGACGCAAUUUGAAAGUUAUUUAUCAACAAUUAACGUCUGAAACUAUAGUUGCUUGGGCUACGGAUGAAGUUGAAUUAUACAUGUGCUUUGAACCAAUGGUUUCUAAAGAAUGUGCAACAAAUGCAGUAACCAAACUGACACAGUGGAUGAAGAAAGAAGAAGACUCGUUAUUUAUAUUUAAUAUCCCAAUGUUUUAAUGUUGCCAUUUCAGGCUGUUUGAGUCUAUAUUUUGUGAUAAUAAUAAUAAAUUAUUUAUUAAACUAUUUUUAAGGAUAA